Molecule: messenger RNA, 1809 nt
Organism: Varanus komodoensis (Komodo dragon)
Lineage: Eukaryota; Metazoa; Chordata; Lepidosauria; Squamata; Varanidae
Gene: DZANK1
Product: double zinc ribbon and ankyrin repeat domains 1
Exons: 15
Coding region: 193-1719 (508 amino acids)
Biological process (GO): eye photoreceptor cell development
Molecular function (GO): protein binding
Source: RefSeq, a predicted model, not a curated record
AAAGGUUGCUGCUGAAUUCAGGCAGAAUUUAAAGCCAUCCUUGCCCAAAUUAGACCUAUUCCUGUAUCAGUUUGAAACGCGCACACAUUGUUUUACAGGCAUCUCUGGGAAGGCCUGAACUAUGGUAGGCAGUGCCAAUUAGCAUUCCGAACCUGUGGGGCAAAUAUCUUCUAGACAGAUAUGUAAGGAAAAAUGACUGCUGGCUCCAUUUUAGCGCCUCAAGUUAUACCACUUCGAGCCUCAAUCCCGGGCAAAGCUAAACACGAAAUAGACACAAACACACUUGUUGCAAUCAAAUCAGAUAGCUCUGCUGUCACCAUAUAUUACACUCUUGAUGGAAGCAAACCACAGCUCUUUAGGAAAUUUGGUUCCAGAGAUCAUACUACUUUUAAAUAUCAGGAACCGAUCACGUUACCAGAUGGGAAAAUAACAAUAAAAGCACUGGCAGUCACAAAAGACGGCCGGGAAAGUGCAAUCGUAACCCGAGUAUUCGUGGUAGAAUAUGUGACUCCGAACACAGAUGGAUCUCACGAGGAUAAUGCUGAGGAGUCCCUGAACGUUCUCUGCAGGCAGGAGAUGGGAAAUGAGCUGUCGGACUUAAGGCUUGGAGAGAAGGAAGUGAAUGUGGAAAGCAAUUUCAGCUGCAGUGGAGUUGUGCGAGAAUUUCAAGGUUUAUCCCAAGGAAAAAGUUAUCUGUGCUCACUGCUCAGUGGACCACGUUUGUUGAACGCCUCGGAUGUUAAAGAGGAGUCUAACGCUGCCACUUUGCCUCAGUUACAGGCCUGGGAGCAAGCAGACGUUUCGUUGCCAACGCCAACCCCCAAUUUAGCAGAGAAAAAACAACAAGGAACCCAAACCAUUGGCUUGUUCUAUCCAUCUAGCAAGCUUCUAGAGCAACAAAGUCAUCGGUUGGCUUCUCAAAAGAAGCAACAGAAUAAGAUCAGCCAUCCCAAGGUCACAGCCAUCAGUCCCGGACAAGGUUACUGGAGGCAGCAGCUGGCUCAUAUUUGUGCUCACCUCAGAAGCUAUGCACAGAAUAACCUGGAAUUCAGGAGUGUGGUGGGAGAACCUCAGCUGGGGAGGCUUAUUUCUGCUACAGUCCACAAGGAUAGUAAUCAAGUCAGUCUCCACAUAAAUUAUGCUCUGGCUGAAAGUAAGGAGAGUAAACCAGUGGCCUUCUGCUGUCCUGAGCGGAGCCCCAGUGGAGAAGUCGGAGCCGGACUGUAUGACAGCCAAAGCGCAGGUGACGAGACAAGCCCCAGUGAGAAAGCCAGAAGAAGGAUGAGCACAUGGAAGUGUCUCGGCGAAGAAGACAAGCUGACGGCGGAGUCAAGGCAGUUACUGAGAGAAGUGGGUCCAGAAGGACAGGGACAGCCUUUCCUGGUGGAGCAGCUGAUCGAUGAGGGCGCGGACCCCAACUGCACCGACGGCGCUGGCCCACCCGCUUUAACGCUGGCUGUCCUCAACAAGCAUCCGCAGGUCAUUCCUGUUCUUGUGCAGAAAGGCGCGGACAUUGAUCGCCAGUCAGGAAGGCUCAAGAACACAGCCCUUCAUGAAGCCCUCUCGCUCGGACUGGGCGGCUUGGGAUGCAUCGAAGCGCUGCUGAGAUGUAAUGCAAGCAUUAAAAAGGAGAACGCCCAUGGGCUGACGGCCUGUGACAUGGCGCUGAAGAGUGGCAAUGACCAAAUCAUGUCCUUGUUUGCUGGUAAGCUAGGAUGACAAAUUCACCCCACCCAAGCUGAGUCCUGCUAACGACUGAUGGAUAGUUUUUGUGAACAAAAUCAUGCUGAAACAAUGUGUAAAAUUGUG